ACGAUCUUUGUUGGCAUUUUUUUUUUCCUCUGACGCGGAUGUCUGGUUGGCUGUCACGUAAAACUGGCAUCUCUCCUCCGGGUCGAAAAUCCUUUCUGACGAACAGUGAUGCCUUCUAGUAGCCAGUAUUAACAAGGCCGUUAGCCUGCGUGAACCUCUCUGUGUCGUCGUUGUGCUAAGUCCGCCGUCAGUCUGGAUGAGAAGAGAUGAGCCUCUGCGAUCCUAGAAGCUGUCACCAUGAGCAUGAAGAACCUGGGCGGAGCCUUGGGAGACUCCCUGGGCUCUAGCCUGGCGGUGCGGAUGAGCGGGGUGGCCGGUGGAUGGAGUUCUCUCUCCCUGAAACCCGUGGCCCCGGUGCGCAUCGGCUCCAUUUUCCAGACCAUGGUUCCCACUGGCUACACCAAGCUGCAGGAGGAUCGAUUAGCCAUGGUGGACUUGGGGGGAAAACCCGAGGUCGGCUCGCUGCAGAACGGCUACAGACAGGAGGCGACUCACAUGGAGGGCCGGCGGAUCGUGGAGCGGGCCUCCCGCUCCUCCAUAACUCUAUCGGACUGUGGAGAAGGGGGCUGCGCUGAGACAGAGCCCAUGCUGGCAGAGUGGAGGCUCUCCGGGGACGACGCCAGCGAUGAGGAGGAGGAAGAGGAGGAGAAGGAUACAGUGGAGGCGCUGGGGUCAGAUGGAUCCAAUAUGCCCAAAGAGUCGCCGCUGGCCAUGGCUUUGCAGAUACUGGUGCCUUUCCUCCUGGCUGGCUUUGGAACGGUGUCAGCUGGAAUGGUGCUGGAUAUUGUUCAGCACUGGGAGGCCUUCCAGUUCAUCACAGAGAUCUUCAUCCUGGUUCCUGCUCUGCUGGGCCUGAAGGGGAACCUGGAGAUGACUCUGGCCUCCAGGCUGUCCACAGCUGUAAAUGUUGGGAAGAUGGACUCUCCCAUAGAGAAGUGGAACCUAAUCAUCGGCAACCUGGCACUGAAGCAGGUCCAGGCCACGGUGGUGGGGUUCCUGGCAGCUGUAGCAGCCGUCAUACUCGGUUGGAUCCCAGAGGGGAAGUUUCAGAUGAGCCAUGCUGUUUUGCUGUGCUCAAGCAGCGUGGCCACGGCCUUCAUAGCCUCCCUGCUGCAGGGUAUCCUCAUGGUCGGGGUAAUUGUGGGGUCGAAGAAGACCGGCAUCAACCCGGACAACGUAGCCACACCCAUCGCUGCCAGUUUUGGUGACCUCAUAACUCUGGCCAUCCUGGCCUGGAUAAGCCAAGGCCUCUACAAAUGUCUGGACUCCUAUCCUUACGUAUCAUCGUUGGUUUGCGCCUUCUUCAUGUGUCUGACUCCUCUGUGGAUCGUCAUUUCCUCCAAGCACCCAGCCAGCCGCACGCUGCUGUACUCCGGAUGGGAGCCAGUCAUCACCGCCAUGGUCAUCAGCAGUAUUGGAGGACUCAUUCUGGACAAAACAGUGUCUGACCCUAACCUAGCCGGCAUUGUAGUAUACACCCCAGUUAUCAACGGUAUUGGAGGAAACCUGGUGGCCAUCCAGUCCAGUAGGAUUUCCACCCACCUGCAUUUCCACUGCGCUCCGGGAGAAGUUCCUGACGAGGCCAAGGGCUGUUACUACCCCUGCCGCACAUUCUGUGGCACAGGAGCAAAUCAUCGCUCAGCUCAGGUUCUGCUGCUUCUGGUGAUCCCCGGCCACCUGAUCUUCCUCUACACCAUCCACCUGAUGAAGAGUGGCCACACCACGCUCACCCCCAUCUUCAUGUCCGUUUACCUGGCUGCUGCUCUGCUGCAGGUUCUGCUGCUGCUGUGCAUAGCAGACUGGAUGGUUCACUCCAUGUGGCGCAGCGGCAAAGACCCCGACAGCUUCUCCAUCCCCUACCUGACGGCUCUGGGGGACCUGCUGGGCACAGCGCUGCUGGCGCUCAGCUUCCACUUCCUGUGGCUCAUCGGAGACCAAGACAGCGAUGUGGGAGACUGAGCCGGCCGCCGCAGCUAGAACACCCAGCUCUAGCGCCCUCUUGCCCUGAUGGAACCCGGUGCGUUCUCUCACGGCAAUCUACAUGUUGGGAUACAGACUCACUUUCUCUUCUGCCUUGUUUUCUUACAUGUAGAAGGCUUCAUACUCUUAACUUAAGACUCUGAUUUUUGUUGGGCUUUUUGCAGCCAUUCUAAUCUGCAUCUUUUGUACCAAAGCAUUUGAGUUUUAUUUUGCUGGUUUUGUCGAGAGGAGAACGAAAACAUGGCCUUCUUCUCAUCGAGGAGGUGAAAAUAUUUUGGAAAUUUUGGGAACUUUUUAUGCACAAGUAAUCCCAAAACGAACUCCCUGUGAAAAUCUUAGACCGCAAUGGCCGAAUGAGAGAGAACUUUAAAGGCAGUGACUGUGACCGGACCGGCUGAAACCGGAACAGACGUCAGCUAACAUCCUCCAUUCAGCCUGUUUUAGCACAAACAAACACACACACAGCCUUCUGUUCCCACAGGUUCAUUCCACCAUCAUCACAUGGGUCCUGACAUCGAGGUUUAUGAAUGUUUUAAAGAGUUCCUCCUCCACCUGUUGCUGAGCAACUGCUGGUCAGCUGGCUGAAUGAAUAUUUUUUCUCACACUUGCAAAAACAGCAGAAUUAUGCAGUUCAAUAUUUCUGCUUACAGAAGAGGGAAGUUGGUGACCCCAAACAUCUUUUUGGUAACAGAUGGUACUUUUACUGAAGGUUCUCAUGAUGCCUUGUGAAAUAACAGAUCUGCUCAGAUUAAAUAUGUCAUUUAUUAUCUCAUCAUUUAGCAUUAGCAUAUGUAGCAAUCAGAUGAAGGAGCUGAUGAAAGAGAAGAAAUAAAAAGCUGUUGACAAAUUUCUGUUUAUGCUUUAAAUUCCAUUAGUUAUAUUCUAUAUUUUAUUUUUGUCAAAUUGUGUAUUCUUGUUUUGUGUCUAAGCAGGAAGAGGAAAUACUUUUGUUUCUGUUUGGAUGUCAGUUCGCCCCUUUGCCAGUUUAGAAAUCCUUAUUAAUACCAUCUGAGUUAAUUUCAGUUGGUUGGUAUUUUUGAAUAGUGCAGCUACAUAGUUGUACAAAAUGCUCAAAUUUGCUGUAUUUUCAAAUUGCGUAUUAUUCUCUAGAGAUCCACCGAUUGUAAUUUCCUGGCCGAUCACCGAUCUUUAAAAAGUCUGACCAACUGAUUCUGAUUUUAGCCUACACCAAUUUAUUAUUUUUGUAUAUAAAGUUGCUAAAUAUUAUGACAGUCACAACAGCCGUUGCCUGGUGGGCGGGGCUUUCAGUCACAGCAGAGCAACAUGGACAGUAGCUGAUUUUUAGAUCUGUGCAAAGGUGGAUAAUAUUGGUUUUUCAUUUAUCAACUGAUCUCCCAAAAUUAAGAAAAUUGGGUCCAAUUGAUCAGUUCACUCCCCAUUCCAUUGAUUUUUGUUCUGACCCGCUUUUGGCUCUAAGCUGCUUUUGUGAAAUUAUGAACUCUGGUGAAACCAAAAUCACAUAAGAUAUUUAUUGAAGCGACAUAACCAUGUUUCAUUACAGUUGACCUCAAGAAGGUUAUAGAAGAUAAAUAGUGUGUCAAAAAAAAUGGCAAAGGGGCAACAUGAGUGUCCCCCAUGGUGGAAACAUAGUUGUUUCUGCGGUGUUGACUUGCAUACCAGCAAACAGCCGUCACUAUUCAACCUAACUUGGCAGCAGUUUUGUGUUCUGUUCUUGUUUCCAGGUGAGUUCCAUCUGAAGGCUCUUCAGUGGAGCUCACCUCUUUCAGGGAGCUGAUUCUAGCUGACAGCUGCCACAACAGCAGCAGAAAUGAGGCUUCUACAAUACGAUCAGCGGCUCUCUCAAUUUUACACAGCCUGCUGAAAUGACUGCUGGAAAGAUGUGAAGGAAAUGGCAGCAUCAUUUUUGACACAAUUUGACUUUCAUGUUGUAGAAAUCAGUUAAUCUGCUGGAUUUAUUUCUGCAGUCUUACUCGUCCGCUUGGUCUCACUGUGAAGCUGAAAAAUCAAACCCAUCUUCAGACAUCUAGCAGACACAAGUGGGAUUUGGAGCGGAUUGUAAUUUCAUCUGCCUUCACAAAAACCCAGUUCCAUCUUAAGAAAAGUAACCCAAGAGCAUGAUACUGCCACCACUUUGCUUCACUGUUUUUUUUUUGUUUUGUUUUGUUUUUUUUAGUGGUGUGUUUUUACUUAUCAGAUUUUUUUUUCUUUUUUCAGUUUAGUUGUGCAAAGAAAGUAUUGAAAAAGUUUUAGAGGAUUCAUCAGGGUGUCAUGUUAUUACAUCACAGAAAGCAGCCAUCUUAGCAGGUGUGUCUGAGAGCUGCUGUGUUCAGAAGAGCCUCUCCUCCUUCUUCAUGUGCCUCUAGAGAUUCACUAGCCUGGUGUUCUCAACUGCUAUCAAUGCAAGUUUCUUUUUACUGCUUUUACCUUGUUUCAAAUGACACACCCACUAUUGGGAGUGAAAUGUGUUGGGUUACAAUGAUUUUCUUUCUUUUUUUAUUAUUAUUUUGGAAUGAUUAAUACAACUGUGCAAUCUUGUUCUCUCUUCUAGCUCAUAUGGACCUAAAUAUUUCAAAAUAAAUGUUACUAAUUUGAAAAGUGAA
Molecule: messenger RNA, 4562 nt
Organism: Poecilia latipinna (sailfin molly)
Lineage: Eukaryota; Metazoa; Chordata; Actinopteri; Cyprinodontiformes; Poeciliidae
Gene: slc41a2b
Product: solute carrier family 41 member 2b
Exons: 11
Coding region: 238-1959 (573 amino acids)
Biological process (GO): monoatomic cation transport
Cellular component (GO): plasma membrane
Molecular function (GO): monoatomic cation transmembrane transporter activity
Source: RefSeq, a predicted model, not a curated record